ACGAAUCUAGUAACAACCGAAAAGAGAUAUCCUCACGGUCGCUAUAGGAUACAAGCCCAGCUCUAUCUACAACUUGGUGGGUUUACAGCGAACCGGCCCCAGGCUCUCCUCAGUCUCUGUUAUCGCCAUAUACAAGUUACACUUCUACGUGAUCCUGAGGGUGGCCCUCAUCGAGUACUGCUGGAGUUCACUUUUGAAUUUACAAAAGAGUUUCUUGGUAUCAAAGACCUGAACACCUUCCCCCUUCCUGAGAUUAUGUUCGAUCAGACGCUCCUCUUCAGUCCCCACGUCUUCCUCCUUGGCCUGCUCUUCCGCGAUCGGGCGUUUGCAGCCUAUAAUCUAACCUCGCCAGAAGAAUUGAGCAGACUCAAGAUUCCGCCAGGCCGCAACGAGCUCCCAUUACGCCUGAAUCGGACGUUGGACAAUGUUCCCGUGUUUCGGAAAGCGGUGCAGACUCUGAAUGGUUGGGAUGUCUCCCCUACCGAACCUCUCCCCUACUCCACCCUACUUCCAUGGAUCCGGACUUUGGGUGAGAUCACGGGAUUUGCUCAAGUCACCCGUCCUUAUUCGCUGAGAUACGCCGGAGGGAAGGCGUUCAACGAAAACGGUAAUGUUAGUGAGGCUAUGCAGAACCUGAUGAUGGGUCAUGCCAGCAUCGCGACAUUUUUGAAGCAUUACCUUUCGCGACGUAUUACAGUUGAUACGCAGGCUGUUGUAAGAGGCAUCCAGCCGCAAGCAGCCCUCAUGCGGUCGGCUUGUACUAUGAGCCGCUCGAUUGAUCGUCGUCGGCCACGAAGACUCACGGAGGAGCAGUCUGCAUCUGUAGACGAUGAUCCUUCUAUCUGCUCUCUUCUCAACCAACGAGAGCGCCUCAAACGUACCGUUCGUAAUGCAACAAAACAGCCCACGUACAAAGCGCUCACCACCAAGAUUAACCAGGAGAGGCAGCGUCGGCGGCACGCCCUUCUCAAGGACGUUAAAGAACGGUGGGAGUUUGAGCAGCCUGUGCGUGAUGUCGAGCGGCAGCUUGCUGGGUUAGAAACUAAUGAUGAUCUGGAGCUGGUUUACGACAUUAUGCUCCCAGCCCAAGAAAAGCUAUGCGACUCAGUCUUGUCGAAACCAGGAGCCACUAUGGAAGAGGAGGUCGCCAGGCGUAAUUGCGCUAUCCAUGCGGUCACCCUAUAUUGUGGCAUGGAAGAGGGGGGGAUGAACCCUAUCCGAAAAGGGGACCGAAACAGGAACGCUGCCCUACCCGCCAAGAGCCAACCAGGAUACGAGGAAGAAGCAGUAGAGUUAGCCAAAGUCUCUGUGUACAAGGAAAAAAGGCCGAGGGUAUGUUUCCUUUGCCUAGGCAAUGAAGGGCUGCCGCUGGCACAGCGCAUAUAUGCUUUUAGCACUCCAGGCGAUCUUAGCAAGCAUUUUGGACGUAAGCACCUAAAAAACAUCCAGAGUGGGAGGGAUCUUGGCUGCAAGCUUUGUAUGGUGCGCUUGGUAGACAAGACGCACUUGCAACGACAUGCUCAAGAAAUUCACGGAACUGUGUCCCCUAGACGUUCUUACAGUUGCUGCUAG
Bipolaris sorokiniana ND90Pr is the source of this 1572-nucleotide messenger RNA. RefSeq lists its product as uncharacterized. NCBI's taxonomy places the organism in Eukaryota, Fungi, Ascomycota, Dothideomycetes, Pleosporales, Pleosporaceae. The transcript is spliced from 3 exons. The annotation marks the transcript as partial. The record is from RefSeq and is a predicted model, not a curated record.